Molecule: messenger RNA, 2447 nt
Organism: Pseudomyrmex gracilis
Lineage: Eukaryota; Metazoa; Arthropoda; Insecta; Hymenoptera; Formicidae
Gene: cactin
Product: cactin
Biological process (GO): mRNA cis splicing, via spliceosome
Cellular component (GO): spliceosomal complex; cytoplasm
Molecular function (GO): protein binding
Source: RefSeq, a predicted model, not a curated record
UCCAGCUGUAUUGCUCUUUACGUGACGGUCGUGACUCGAGUUUUUUAGGUUUUACCUGGUUUUACCUUGAACAAGAAAAGAUUAAAUAAAUACGAUAUUUUAAAAUAACACACUGCAAUUACGACAAUUCGUCUAACGAUGUUGCACCACAGCCGAACAUCACGAAGAGAUCGCGAGUACGAAGAACGUCGAUCCAGAAGAUCGAAGUCCAGCCGUAAGUCUUCCGAAAAAUCCAGUGAAAGACACAAAAAAUCUAAGAAGAAAGAUUCUCGCUCGCGUCGUGAAUCGAGGAAAAAAUCAUCUAAGCGUAGAAGUCAAAAAAGGGAAUCGUCAUCUUCGUCAUCUUCGUCAACUUCUUCAUCGUCUUCGUCAUUCAAUUCAGGCAAAUCCAGUGACAGCUCCUCAUCUUCAGACUCCACAAAAUUCUUAGAAAAAUUGCAAAAAAAGAGACAAAAACAAAUAGAAGAGCAUAAACGUCAGAAGGAAUUAAUGAAAGCGACGGAAACACCAGAGGAGAAACGCUUACGUCGACUAAAAAAGAAGGAAGCUAAGGAACGUAAACGUAAAGAAAGAAUGGGCUGGGACAAUGACUAUUUGCACUAUACAAAUACGGAUAAUCCAUUUGGGGAUGGAAAUAUUUUAUCUACUUUUGUAUGGUCAAAAAAGUUAGGCAAAGAAGGUUUGCUGGGUAUGGACAGAGAAGAGUUAGAGAUUCGUAAUAGACACAAACAGGAGGAAAACAAAAAAGAAUUAGAGAAAGUCAAGAAGAGGAGACAGGAGAGAGAAUUGGAGCGGCAACAAAGGGAAGAAGAGAUGACCAUGUUACAGAGAGGUAAGGAAGCCGCUCAAUUGGAGCAAUGGGCGCGGCAGGAAGAUCAAUUUCAUCUUGAACAAGCUAGACUAAGAUCUCGUAUUAGGAUUCAGGACGGUCGUGCGAAACCCAUUGAUCUUCUUGCGAAGUAUAUCAGUGCAGAAGAGGAGGUCGAUGCGGUGGAAAUGCAUGAACCGUACACGUAUUUGCGAGGCUUGCACGUGAAAGAUUUGGAGGAUCUUAUAGAAGAUAUUAAGGUUUACAAGGAAUUAGAAAGAGGCAAGAAUUUAGAUUACUGGAACGAUAUAACUGUAAUUGUGGAGGAUGAAUUACACAAGCUUCGGAAAUUAGAACGGACUGAAUAUGAAGUUGCUGUUGGAAGAAGAGAAGGAAUCCACGAAUCAGUUGCCAGAGAUGUGACAUCGAUUUUUAAAGGCAAAACAGUGUCGCAAUUGGAAGCUCUGCAAUCGCAGAUUCAAGAAAAAAUUACGGGAAAACCUGAAGGCGUCGAUGUCGGAUAUUGGGAGAGUCUUUCUUCACAGUUGAACGCUCAUAUCGCGAGAGCGCGGCUCAGAGACCGACAUCAGGAGAAUCUGCGUAAAAAGUUGGAAGUUCUAAUUGCCGAACAAGGUGUGGCCAGAACCGAAAACGAGGCUGAGAGCUCGCAAGUUCAGGAGAGUGAGUCGUCGAUAAAACAGAACGAACCGUCUGUUAGUACAGCAGUCGAGAAGAAUGAAGAUAGUCAAUCUGACGACGAUCAAGAGACCAAUGCGGUCGACGACCUACUGACCGAAUGCUUCCGAGAAUACGAAACGGGUGGCUAUUCGCCGGUCUACAUUCCUUACUCACAGCUCGAACCGGGCACGCUUAUCACGCAAGAGGACGACGACAAUCAGCGAUUGGAGUACGCGCGGCAGGAAGUGCUGAACACCGGUAGAAAGAUUCAGAACGUGAUGACAACCGAGGAGCAGGCCAUGCAUCGAGAAGCGCGUAAGGGAAUGAAUUCGGACGAGGCGCAAUUCAGCGUCGAAGCGUCGCUGGAGGCGCAGAUCUACUUGUGGUCCGACAAGUACCGGCCGCGCAAACCGCGUUACUUCAACCGCGUGCACACCGGCUUCGAGUGGAACAAGUACAAUCAGACGCAUUACGACAUGGACAAUCCGCCGCCUAAGAUCGUUCAGGGUUACAAAUUUAAUAUCUUUUAUCCGGAUCUGAUUGACAAAAAUACUACGCCGGAAUAUUUUCUGACACCCUGCGCUGACAACAAAGACUUCGCCAUCCUGCGAUUUCACGCGGGUCCGCCGUACGAGGACAUAGCGUUCAAGAUCGUCAAUCGAGAAUGGGAGUAUUCGUACAAGCGUGGAUUUAGAGUCAAUUCCACAACAACAUUUUCCAGUUGUGGUUUCACUUCAAGCGGUAUAGAUAUCGCCGUUAACAUCGCAUGCGUAUGUACUAUUGUUUAAUAUUGACUUUUGUAAAUUGUGUGUGUAUAUAUAUAUAUGUAUAUUGUAUAAUUCUAUUGUGCAACACAAAGUGCAUUGACUUUUCGACAUCAUAUUUCAUAUUUAAAUAUGUAAGUGUGUGUGUGUGUGUAUAUGUGCACACACAAAAUAAAAAUUUAAAAAAAGAUGUAUAU